CACAACACCUCAGCCUUCCUCGUCUUCGAUCCCAACACCAGCGGCGGAAGCGACCAAGAGGACGACAGCAAGGCUAGAGAGGCGGCGGAGACUGCUCCCUCGGCGAUCGCCGGACCACCCUCAAGAUGGUUCUGCUGCAGUCAGAUCCGUUCCUGAGCGAGCUGACCAACAUGUACGAGCGGAGCACGGAGAAGGGCUCCGUCUGGGUCACCAUGAAGCGAUCGUCGAUGAAGUGCGAGGCUAGGUUGAAGAAGAUGGCCAACAAGGGGGAGGAGGUGGAGUACCGCUGCCUCGUCCGCGCCACCGAUGGCAAGAAAAACAUCUCCACCGCGCUGUCUGCAAAGGAUUACCUCAAAUUCCAAGCUUCGUAUGCCCUAGUUCUUAAAUCCCAUAUGCAUGCUUUGAAGAAGAGGGAGAGGAAGGAAAAGAAGAGGGUCGUUGAGCCAGAGAAGGUACCCGAGAAGGAACCGAAGAAGCAAAAGAAAUCGUCGAAGAAAUCUGCAGUGUCUAAGUAGAGAGGUACUUACAGAAUUCAGCGAGACCUUUUUUCGCUCACAGCAAGACUAGUCUGAGUGUCAUCAAAGAUGUUAUCAUCCGUUUUACCCUUGUCCCUGUCUGCGGAUGAAAGCCUGUGAAUACC
This is a messenger RNA of Lolium rigidum, 640 nucleotides long. Its product is annotated as signal recognition particle 14 kDa protein-like. Gene Ontology annotation, cellular component: signal recognition particle, endoplasmic reticulum targeting. Gene Ontology annotation, biological process: SRP-dependent cotranslational protein targeting to membrane. The record is from RefSeq and is a predicted model, not a curated record. The transcript has 4 exons. The coding region runs from base 126 to 515 and encodes 129 amino acids. Lineage: Eukaryota; Viridiplantae; Streptophyta; Magnoliopsida; Poales; Poaceae. Gene Ontology annotation, molecular function: endoplasmic reticulum signal sequence receptor activity; 7S RNA binding.